CGACACGAAUACUGCGCUCGGUGUCUGUGUGAACUGUACUCAAUCUUCCGCAACUAUAUAGCGCUGAAUGCACCUGAACACACACCUGAUGACCCGGCUGACUUGGUCGAUCCUGCCGCGCUUCUCAAACAUUUUGAUUCUGACGAGGAAAGAAUUAUGUUUCAGAUGGCCCUGGAGGUACUGGAUCGACUCGAAAGGUACUUUUUUGUCCAAAAUAACCUGAUGAUGAUGAUGAUCGCGUCCAAAGCUGUGUAA
Molecule: messenger RNA, 255 nt
Organism: Dibothriocephalus latus
Lineage: Eukaryota; Metazoa; Platyhelminthes; Cestoda; Diphyllobothriidea; Diphyllobothriidae
Source: the annotation of a GenBank genome assembly